Molecule: messenger RNA, 528 nt
Organism: Malaya genurostris
Lineage: Eukaryota; Metazoa; Arthropoda; Insecta; Diptera; Culicidae
Exons: 2
Coding region: 1-528 (175 amino acids)
Source: RefSeq, a predicted model, not a curated record
AUGAACGGAGUCAAGCUACAAACAGCUCACCACAAAACGGAAGUGUUGUUGGUGAGCAACUGCAAGUCUAUCCAGCGUAUCGAGAUAGAUGUAGGGGGACAUGCGAGCUCUGAAGCUCCUCGGAGUGAUGAUCGACAACCGGUUGUGCCAUGUCGACUAUGGCUGCGAGAAGUCCGCGAAGGCGAUAAAUGCAAUAACGAGGAUCAUGCCAAAAUGUCGGUGGCCCGAAAAGCAGCACAAGACGUCUCAUUGAAAACGAAGAGGAACCUUGAAAAGCUGAACAGAGCAUUCCGGCUUAUCGUCAUACGAGUCACGAGAGCCUACAGGACAAUAUCGUCCGAAGCAGCAAGCGUUAUCGCCGGGAUGAUCCCAAUCUACAUCACCCUGGCAGAGGAUAUCGAGUGUUAUCAGCGUAGAACCACCAGAAACGAGCGAACGAUGGUUCGAAUCGAUUCGAUGGCGAAGUGGCAGCAGGAGUGGGAUGGUACGGAGAAAGGUAGAUGGGCUCACCGGUUCAUUCCACAUUAG